Molecule: messenger RNA, 6927 nt
Organism: Acanthaster planci (crown-of-thorns starfish)
Lineage: Eukaryota; Metazoa; Echinodermata; Asteroidea; Valvatida; Acanthasteridae
Biological process (GO): adenylate cyclase-activating G protein-coupled receptor signaling pathway; cell surface receptor signaling pathway
Cellular component (GO): plasma membrane
Molecular function (GO): G protein-coupled receptor activity
Source: RefSeq, a predicted model, not a curated record
AUGGCUGCUUACAUCAACAGCCAUAGGUCAGGUACACUAGAUGUGAUCCGAACACAAUUGCCAGUGGACAAUGUGACAUCAUCACUACCGCCUUGGGUUGUGACCAUCGGUGGUACAGCUGAUGAACUUCAGGUCCUGCGCAGUGCUGACUAUCUGUGGACGACAGAUGGCUACUUCAGGCGAGACCACGUAUCCCUCUGGACACAGCCUGGUAUCGCUGCUACAGGGCCCAUCACCCACUCCUCACAUUGGAUCCAAGCUCCCGGACGAGAUGGCAAAGGCUGGGCAGUAGACGUGGAUGGGGCUUCAAAUCAGUGGCUUGUCCUUGGCGACGAUUUUGCCGGUACUUGUGUCAGUGACCCCUCGCUCUGUCCUGAAGGAAUCACAGUUGCAUUGUGGGUAAAAUUACGGAAUUCAGCCGGUGCAGACAACACGUCGUUUGCAUUUAUCUUCAGCACUGGCGGGCAGUCGUCACGGGGAUGUGCUCUCUACCAGCAAGGGGGAGAUCGACUGAGAGCAACGGUUGCAGAUGGAAGACGGCAGUGGAUUGUAGAGAUCAUUUUUGUCCCUGAUGAAGAGAACUGGGUUCACCUUGCCAUCUCCUGGAGACAGUCAUCAGGCUUGGUUCUCUACAUUGACGGUGAGAGCCAUGGAAGGGACCACGUAGGGCGCAUCCGCAUCAGACACAACGACCUAGACAGUCUGCUGUUGGUAGGCCGAAGGAAUGACUAUCUGGCCGGCUAUGCCAACCUGACUCUAGAGCAGCUUGCAAUCUGGGAGCAUUACACAGAGCCAUGGCAGGCAAGACGGAAGAUGGGACUCAUAGAAAACAGCUACUAUGCCAGGGCCACGUACUAUUGGAAUCAAAGGCGAUUUAUCAGCAGUACAUUUGAUAUUCUAUCAAAUUCUGCAGGCAUUGUGGGGCCAAGCAGUAAUGUAGCAGUGCCAUACUCUGACAUGGUAGACUUGUCCAGUCCCGGUUCUUACAUUGACCUAGGUGAUUUUCAUGGAAGGUGUGUCUCUGACCCAACCAAGUGCAGUGCUGGUUUGAGUGUGUCUCUCUGGUUAAAAUACCAGCAGGGAGUAACGUCUGCAACACCAUCAUUCAUAAUCAGAACAAGGGAAUAUGGUUUACAACAUCCAGGUUUUGUCAUGUACAUAAAUGAUGCUAGACUUUAUGCUGUGGUGCAAAAUUCAGUUGGCCGUUGGUUUGCUGCAUUAAAGAUGGAGAACUUCCCCAGUGACGAGUGGGUGAAUCUGGCUUUUACAUGGAGUGAAACACAGAGCCUCACUCUGUACAUAAAUGGAAUUGAGCCCCCAAAAGUACAGUAUCAUUUUGAACCGAAGCCUUACACCCCUAAUCCUAUGUCCCGAUUGGUCUUGGGGGCAACCAGUACCCCUACACCAUCGCAUCCAGUGACAUUUCAAGUCCACAGCUUAGCUGUCUGGGAGACUCAUAUCUCCCAAGGAAAGAUCCACCAACUUCUUGGCAUGUCAAAAGAAUCUGAAUAUUACUGUUUCCAUUACGGAGACUUCUGCUGGUCAUUUGAGCCCACCCUGCACCUGCGCUACCCAUUUAAACUUAGCCCUGCAGGUGCCUCAUUCACCAAUGACCGUUAUGACCAGGCCAUGGCCGUCUGCACCGACGGUCGCAGUGGUUGGAUAUCCUUGAGGGAUUUCACCAACCAGUGCCCGGCUGACCCCUCAACAUGUGAGCAUGGGUUCAUUAUCGCGAUGUGGGUCCGAUUGCAGGAAAUUACCUCCCACAGACGGAGUAGCUACCUGCUCAGUGUUGGAGCUGAGGAACAUGGGGAGAAUGGAGUUUCUCUUUUCCAAUCUGUCACUGGUAUCCGUGUGAAGGUGGUUGACAAUCACCUUUCGUGGGAGACAAAUAUUGAGUCUUCUUGGUUGAGCUUUGGCCAGUGGAUUUAUCUUAGUAUCAGCUGGGCGGGCCAGUAUCUUAAAGUGAAUGUGGGAGGGAAGGAACUGCCCAUUAUCACACACAUACACAGAUCUAGCCUGCCUGAUGCUGGUACCCGCUAUGUGAAUGACAGGCUAGUCAUGACCCUCGGCAAGUCCAUUCAUGGCAGCAGGGGUUUUGUGUCUGCAUGUUACGAUGAUGUUCUCCUCAGAGUACCCGAGGCUGACCAGGAAUUGCCCUCUCCAAAGAACCUAAAUGGCUCAGUCUCUGAAGAUGAGAACCAGUCAUUAGGGCUGGAUGAGCCCGGUCCUGAGACAGCCAAGAAGGAGUGCGCCAUCAUCCAUGAGGCAGAUUGUGCACUCACCAUUGAGGAGUUGUUCUAUACAAUCAAAGAGGAAACAGUUUUGUCCGAUGAUGCAGUGUAUAGUUCCGUGAUCAAAUUGAAUCACCUGACAGAGAACAGAGAAAAAUUAUCAAGCUCUGAGCUAGAUGCAGCCAGCAAGGUGAUCAGCCGGCUUGCCAGCAGGGAGCUACCACUGUCCAUAAAUAUCACAGAGGCUGAGAUCUACCUGGAGGACUUUCUUACCAUUGUGAAUAAUCUUCUUCAUCCAGUGCAUGCCCAGGAGUGGAUCUCCUUACAGAGGUCCCAUGCAGGAAUCACAUCACUAAUGGACAGUGUGGAGACCUUCACUGGUAAAAUUGCUUGGCACUGGAACACCACCAUUGGUAAUUCUGUCACAGAUGUAUUGGUCAACAAGGGGAACAUUCUUACAACGAUGGAAAUCAUUCCAGAGGAUGAUUUAAAGAGCAAGAAAGAACUUGUAAUUCCAAGACGAAGUAGAUUGGAGCAGCUAGCUAAAGACUGGCAAAAUGUGGAUGAAACCAUCUCUAUUCCUGGAGAUAUCUUCGUAAAUACACCCAGCUCAGCUGCCGUGAGAUUUCUAUUCACAUUGUAUGAUACCCUGCAAGACAUGGUUCCCUGCACUGCAACCAAUCAAUUUCAAAAGGUGGAUGGGAAAUCUCUGUGGAUAAAUAGCCCAAUACUGUCUGUAAAUGCUGAGCCACCUGUUGAAGGAAUCUUCAAAGAACCCAUCUUGAUAACCCUCUCACAUCAAACACCAGUGGCUGAUCCAACCACAGCGAAGGUUGUCUGUGCAUUUUGGAAUUUCAGUGUGCCGCACACAAUUAACGGAGCAUGGGAUUGUGAGGGUUGUGAGUUACAGAGUACCAACCAGAUGCAGACGGUGUGCCGAUGCUACCACAUGACACAUUUUGCAAUCAUCAUGGAGCCCCAACCGGAUAAAGAGCUGAGUACAGAUGCAGUUGUUCUGCGCUGGCUUUUAAGGUGUCUGGUAUGCUUGUCUGUGUUGCUGCUGCUGACUUUGAUGAUUGCAUACAUCGCAUCAAAACGCUUACACACCUUACGUCAUUCCAUUCAUCUCAACCAGUGCCUGGCUUGUCUCUUGGCAUCGUUGGUCUUUGGCCUGUCAGAGAUAACAAGUGAAGAUGAGGUCUUCUGUUUAGUCUCUGGGGCUACCAUGCACUACCUCUAUCUUGCUGUUGUCUUCUGGUCAACCAUGGAGAUAUGCCAGCUGUAUCGUGACACUACCGUAGGGGGCAUGGAUACCAGUGAUGCCAUGAAGGGUUUCACUGUGUGGAGGAACAGAAUGAAAUACUACAUGAUUGGAGGAUGGGGUUUCCCCGCAGUGGUGGUUGGAUCCCUUAUGGCUGUGUCUAAACAGGCAUACAGACCUCAGGCACAUGAUCUUUGCUGGCUUAUUGAGGUGGAUGGAGUGCCCUGGGCAUACUCUGCUCCCUGUUGCUUGGCUCUCUGUGUGAACAUUUUUGUCCUGAUAUUGGUGAUGAGGGAGACCGAUGACACGCUGCGCAAGCUGGAUAGAACCACAGGCUUCAGGUCCAGUGUACGUGGUGCCGUCUUCCUCACCAUCCUGUAUGCUGUCACCUGGAUGGUUGGUUGGAAGGCAAUCUACGGUGGCCCAGUGUGGACGAGCUACUUGUUUGUCAUCUUGAAUUCCCUUCAAGGAUUCUUCUUCUUUGUUCUGCAAGGAUUUGGCAAUGUGGAGGUGCGAGCACUCCUGUGCCGAGAUGAUCCAGACCUGGAGCUGGCACUAGCCAAUAAUACCUCUCUUGUGCUGGAGCAGCCAAGAGAGAAACCAAGUUAUGCCGAAUCUGCAGUUUAUGGACCUGAAGACCCAUCGCAACCAUCAAGGAGAUCUUCUCAUCAGGUUAUCUAUUAGUCAUGUGGUCCCGUGAAUAGGGCCAAAUACAGAAGUAUGUAUGGAAAUAAAUCUCUCUGUCAUUGUAGCCUUGGGAAAUGUUUGGAAGGAGAUAUACACAUUGUCUUGCAAAUUGAUUUCCAGAUAAGAAUCCGUCUUUACGUUUUUCCAGCAAGGGAAUUGUAAGUGGGAAAUACCCUAGAUAUCUACUUUUAAUUUGCAGAUGAAAUUGUAAAAAAAAUUUAUUUGUACAUGCUUCAAUGCACGUUUACCGAAGAUCGUAUGGGAUUUAACCUUAAGCUUUAAGCUUGAUCUCAUUGCUAUUCCUGAAGACACGAACAAAAUGGGAAGAUGGAAUAUUGAUCACCCUUUGGGGGAUUGUGGUGUUUUUUGGCCUUUUUCUAAUUUCAUCAUAGAGGUAGCUUGUUAAGUUGGAAGAUACCACUCAAACGACAUUUUCCACAGCUUUUAAAGUCUCACAUUUUGGAGUGCUUUUCUCACCUCACUGCAGACACGUCUAACUUUGAUUUCUGAAAUUCUUAAAGAAUCUUCUUCACUUCAGUUCCCCAAAUUGGCUGAUGGUCAUGAUACACAACAAAUGGGAGUCACAAGGUUUGUUUUUGUACUAACUAAAGUAACACUCUACUUUUGUCUAAAAUGAUAUUCCAUCUUGUGUUUUCUUAGGUCAAGAAUGAUAAUCUUUAAAGUUCUUUCUGAUAGUCACUUUGGCAAGAAAAACACAACUUGAGUGAUUUUGGAAACAAAAUUUCUUAAUGCUUUGGUCUUGAAAUAUAUUCUUCAAAGAGGGAAUUCAGUUGAAAACUGCUAGCUUAUAAUCGGACGAUCUGUCCGUGCAGUGCAUUUAAAAAUUUAAUUCCAAUAUUGUCUUCGUGUAUUGACUUGCAAUGAUGCAAGGAAUCAGCUCUUUAAUACUUUCAACUUUUAGAGGCAAUAUCUGUAGUUUUACUGAGCCAGAAAAGUUCAUGAGGUUGCCAUUACCCAGAUGAGAUAGGUAUAAACAACAUUUUUUAGAAACCUCUUCAUAUUGUUAUUAGUAGCAUCUGAGUACGAGAGGUCGCUAAAAUUUUUGUUUUGUUGCUGAGAUAUCAGUAUGUGUUAAUGUGUUCCUGUAGUGUAAGCCUAUUUUGGAAUACAGUCAGGAAGCAAACUUCAUUUGAAAAUGUAGGUUUACAUGGGGUUAUGUAAUUACAGAGUAAAUUACAGCACUGUUCUCUUGUACUGUAAAAUCUUCCUUGCUUUUCAAAACUUCAAGAGCUUAAGUGAUCAGAAGUUGUUUCAAGUUAUGUGCUUAUCUGUGAUUCAGUUGAUGGGGGACCUUUAUCAGUAUUCGUGUUGUGAGAUCAUGAAGAUAGAGAGGUCUGUUCUAGUUUAGUAUAAUGUCAGUUGUAUCUGUCAUUUUAUUGUUCAGUUGUUGAGUAUUAUCAAUUAUUUGUUUUGAAUCUGUAAAAUUGUAUGGCUUAGAUAUCAUAAACAAGGUAUAAACUUAUUUUAUGACACAUGGUAUGUCAGAGAUUUUAGCAUAAUGGGGUGAAACUUUCACCCAUGACCAUGCAUCAAGAAUUUAUGCCACAGUCUGUCGUGGUAUGACGUUGGGCCGGGUUUAGGGAAGCUCUCCUCCCCCCCCAAAAAAAAAGAUUCAGAGUCCUCAUCUUGAUCAUCGGGAAAGUCACAGUAAAAGGUAAUUUGGGCAAAUAAUACUAGUCGGAAAACUUACAGUUCUGUCCGUUUAUUGGGAAUUAUUUUAGUUUUUAAGGAUUUCAACAAAUUGCUUGAAAUAACAUGGACAGAAUCUUUAUAUGUUCACCCAUAUAUAAAUUAGAAAUAAGCAAUAUUAGGAAUAACCAAUAAAACCUAUCCUUUAUUGCACUGAUAUUGACUGGAAUUCCCUGACAUUCACUUCCCUGUCGCUGUACUCAGAUGUAUCACCAAAACAGUUUGAUAAAUCAUCAUAGAAUUCCAAUGAAAAUUCAAACUCAAACCAUUAGAUACCCUCUGAAAAAACUAGUUUUGUAUUAUAUAAUUAUGUAAUCUUAUGUAAUUGCCAUGUUUCUUUUUUUAUUUUUGAGACAGUGCUGCAGUUUCAUGGUAGGUAACUUUGCACUUAUGUAUAAAAUAGGUCUUAUGUUUUGUAAAAACUGGGGCAACUUGGUUAACUUCGGCAGAACUACCGGGGGGAUGGCCACGUACCCCAGUAGAUGUUUGGCCCCCUCCAGGUGGCCCCACCCCAGUUUGGAGUCUUGAAGUGAACGAAAACUAUUUACGAGCUGUUGAUUGUUAGCUUUCAGCCUCACAUACCCCAAUUUAACCACCACCCCCAAAGUCUAAUCUUAGUUAUGCAACUGCAGAAUACUUCACCAAUUCUGCGUUAUUAAAUAUUCAUUUUCAAAGCUACAGAUUAAAAAAAUUAUAAUAGGCCUAUGCGCACCAAGUGAGAUCCUAAAACUUCCUUGGGACCGGUUUAUGAAAAUGUAGAUGGCUAUAACUGUCCGCUUUCAUUUUAGUGAUCAGCGUGUUGGGAUGGGGGGUUGUUCAGAGGAUAAUGUCUAAAGAAAUUUUGUAUUCAUUGGCUGAAACCGCACGGAAGAUUGAGAUCUUCUCCCAAAACAUGAGAUUGACGUCUGAAUAUUUUUUCAUCUCAUUUUAUGUGUUUAGUAGUACUGUUACGCAAAAUGGCGCCACCAUCACACAAACACGCGUCCAGGACCUAUCAGUACUUCAGUUGCUGCCAAUACUCUUUGUGAAUCUUUG